AAUGAAACCCCACAUAUACAUUCAAUCACAAUAAACUUACAUCACAGAAAAUAAAUUUGAGAAAACCAAACGGGAAACAAGAACUCUCUGAAAAUCUUCAAAUCUCAGCUCUGGCAACCCACAAGAAUCACCAAUCCUGGUUAAAUCCAUUUACUGGUUCAGGUGAAGAAGCCAAGAGAUCAUCAAAAAUGGUGUACACAUACACACCAACAUAUUACUCCACUCUCCAUGAUUCAAUCACCUCUCUCUGCAAAACUAUCCUUCCUUUUUCCUUCAAGAAACGGAGGUUGCCCGCUGCAGAACACAGGCUCUCCAAGCUGCAAUCUGAUAACUUGAAAUGGCAGCAAGAUUCUUUCCACCAGAUUUUGAACUUGAUGGGGCUCCACAAAGAAGGGAUCUUAGCGGAGAAUGAGGUUUCAGCUUUUCGAAUGCAUUUGCUCGAGACCCUUAUUGCUUCUCCAGUUGAACAUGAACAGCCAGUCAUUUUGAGAGACAAAUUAGUCUUCUUGCAGGAGCUGCUUUAUGCAAAAUGCAUAUCAGAAGAUGAGUAUCAUUCUUCAAAGAGACCUUUGUUACAAAGGCUAGCAGUUCAAGGGGCGGAAAUUGAGGCUAGAGAUGUUAUUGUUGCUGGCCCAAAAGAUCUCAGACAGAAUCCAGAAGAGGAGUGGUCCGUCAUUGAUUUAAAAGAUGAGAAAAGCUUUGCUGGUAAAGAAAAUUUAUCCUCUAAAAGCAGAUCUAAGCCUCAUUCAACAAUCAAGCAAAUCAAAGGAGCAGCUUCAGCUUUUGGCUUUGGUUCAUCUCACAAGCAAACAAAACACAGAGAAGAGAAGAGUAUAUUUGAAAUUGAAGCAAAAUUAUCCUCCCCUGGCAAUUUCAACAAUAGAGAAAGCGAAACCAAGUCUAUUCUCAUGCAAGAAAGCGUACCAAAUGAGUCCACAAAGGAAUGUGGAAGCAUUGACAAGGGAAAGAGGAAACCUUUUAGGACUCUGUUCCAAAGAGAGCAGAGGGAGACUCAAGGUGGCAGCAGCUAUGGCGGUGGCGAAAAUUUUCACAAUUCUGAAGAGAAUGUGUCAAAAUCAGCUAAAAAACAGUGGGGUUUUGAUGGGUUUAAGAAAUGGAAGAAAAAUGAUUCUGAUGAUGAGACUGCUCCUCUGCCUCUCAAUAACGAAAGGUCAGACAGUGAGUCCUAUUUAGGAUCCUGCCACCUUGUUGAUACCCCAAUUGGAGAGGGACCAGACACUAAACUGAUAAAGAGGAAGCUGCAUUCUAAUGGUUCUCCUUCAGAUUUUUUCAUUGACAAGGUUUUAGGGGACAAGAUAAAGAAGGAACUGACAAGAAUUCAAACAGAACUCUGCACCACAAACCCCAAUCUCAAAUUCUCGGAUGAUCAAAUGGAAGCAAUUUCCACCAAGCUCCCAGUAGAUAAGACAGAACUGAAAAAGUUCUUCCCCAAAUCAUGGUGUGAUAGAUAUGGAGAUGUGGUGUUGGAUGUAGUAAAGAAAGAGUUCAAGGACCAUGUUGGAGAACUGGAGAACAUGAGAAAUGCUGCCAGGGAGAGGCACAUUAACAACUCAAAGCGAUGGACGACAUUUGAAGAUGACAAUUAUGGUCAUGAGAACUUUCACCCAAAUCUUUUCGCCCACGGCAGCAGUAACAAGUGCUUUGAUAAUAGGAAUCCUUUCUUCCAUGAUUAUAGCAAUGAAAGCAAUGGAAAUAGGCUGAGAUCUGAACCAUCCUCUUUCCAAGACCAAAACCCUUUUUGGUCUCCAAGGCAUGGCCCUUCUUUGCUUGGUUAGAAUGCAGAGCAAGUAUCAGUAUUUUGUGUACUCUGAAAGAUGGAUUUGUAUGUUUAAUGCAGAGGCAAUUUACUUGUGUUUCUAUUGAAAAUGUAGUUGAUUAUGAAUAGUUGAAAGAAGAACACUGUUCUUCUUUUGUUGUAUGGAUUUUGAUUAGUCCGUGAUGUGAGAAUAUAAAAGCUGUUAUGCUAUUGAUGUUGAAGUUUUAUC
Molecule: messenger RNA, 2006 nt
Organism: Manihot esculenta (cassava)
Lineage: Eukaryota; Viridiplantae; Streptophyta; Magnoliopsida; Malpighiales; Euphorbiaceae
Exons: 5
Coding region: 189-1796 (535 amino acids)
Source: RefSeq, a predicted model, not a curated record